Molecule: messenger RNA, 2841 nt
Organism: Nasonia vitripennis (jewel wasp)
Lineage: Eukaryota; Metazoa; Arthropoda; Insecta; Hymenoptera; Pteromalidae
Gene: Hr78
Product: nuclear receptor subfamily 2 group C member 1
Exons: 8
Coding region: 255-2135 (626 amino acids)
Biological process (GO): regulation of transcription by RNA polymerase II; cell differentiation; anatomical structure development
Molecular function (GO): nuclear receptor activity; RNA polymerase II cis-regulatory region sequence-specific DNA binding; zinc ion binding
Source: RefSeq, a predicted model, not a curated record
UGAGCGGCGGGGGCAGCCGCGCAGUAGCCGUGUGUGUCUCUAUUGAGGUUAUAGAGCGCUCUCGGUAAAGUUCGACGAACGGGCUACGUGUACACGGCGGCGGUACAGGUGUGCGCGUUGCAGGUGCUGCUAUACCAUCUAAUAUACCAUCGGUCUAUAGGUAUAUACUCCUCUCUCGCGCUCGAGAUUUUAUUUUUUCGCGCUGUACUCCCCUGUGUCUCUAUAGGUAUAUAUCUGUAGAACGAGAGAGAGAUAUGGAGAGAGACGUCGAGUACGAGAAGGUCGAGCAAGCCGCUGUUGCAGCGGAGAAGACAGGGGAGACGAAUUUCCGGCCAAGCGCCGCUGCCGCACACAAUCGCAAUCGACGACAACAGCAGCAGCAACAACACGAGGACAACAGCGAAGAGGAAGAGGAGGAGGAGCCCGAGGAAGAGGAGGAAAAUGACGAGGAAGAGGAAGAGGACGAAGAGGCUGAACCCGAGGCUGACGCUGACCUCGAGAAGGAGUCCAAACCCAUUGUCAACAACAAACUGAGAGCAAACUUCAACGAGGACAGACACAACGAGAACAAGCCAGACUUGCACAGCAUUGGGGUGAGGGAUUACCGUUCUCUCAGAAGGCAUCACAUCGGACUGGAUUUGCAGAACAGCAAUAUUGAGAAUAUUCAGGAUCUGGACAUGUCUGAGCACAAGCUGAAGAGAGAACUUGGAGGUGUAGACUACUCUGCAGCUGCCGCUGCAGCAGCCGCAGCUGCUGGAAUGAUACACCAUCACCUUCAGACUGGCAUGGAACACAUGAGAGGCAACACAGGUGUUGACAUGGAGAUUAAGAUACCCAGAGAUGGGCGCAAUUCUUGCUUGGGCUUAGGUUUGUCACUGGAACUUUGUGUUGUGUGUGGUGACAGAGCUAGCGGAAGACACUACGGAGCUAUCAGCUGUGAAGGAUGCAAAGGUUUCUUCAAACGUAGUAUUCGCAAACAACUUGGUUACCAAUGCAGAGGAAGUAAAAGUUGUGAAGUUACCAAGCACCACAGGAAUCGUUGUCAGUACUGCAGGCUGCAGAAGUGUCUAGCUAUGGGCAUGAGAAGUGAUUCUGUUCAACACGAGAGAAAGCCUGUUCUGGGUAGUAAUGAAGCAGGAGCUGGUGGAAAGGGUGGUACUCGUGGCACUCGUAUUAAACCAGAACCACAACCAGUGCCUACCAUUGAAACAACAGCAGCACCUAAUGCUUGGGAACAGCAGCAGCAGCAACAUCAGCCUGAAAGUCCUAAUAUGGAAGAUCAUCAGAGUAGCGACAGCGAUCUUAGCGAUGCCUUAACGUUAGCCCGUGAACGACUUCUAAUCUCUCAAGCUUUAGAUAAUAUGGCUAAACUUAUGGCUGGAGAUAACAUAAAUGGCAGCGGUGAUGGUGAUACAGAGGAAGAUUGGAAUUGUGGUCAAUUACUGUUUGAAAGGCACAUGCAUUUCGAAUUACGAGCUCCUAGUCCAGCUCCAGCGUAUUUGUCGAUCCAUUACAUUUGCGAAAGUGCCGCAAGAUUACUAUUUUUGUCCGUUCACUGGGCCAGAGGCAUACCUGCUUUUCAAUCGCUUCCUUCAGAAAUACAAACGACAUUGGUACGUUGCUCCUGGGGACAAUUAUUUACUCUUGGAUUAGCCCAAUGUGCCUAUACUCUUUCUCUUCCCAGUAUUCUAACAUGGAUCAUAAAUCAUCUUCAAGCUAGUAUUGCUCAAGAAAAAAUGACGGCGAAUAAAAUUAAAUCUGUGACUGAGCAUAUUUGUCGUCUGCAAGACUGUGUCAGUUCACUUCACAAAUUGCAAGUUGAUUCUGUAGAAUACGCGUACCUUAAAGCGCUUACACUUUUCAGUGCAGAUAACGUUCUUGCGGGCGUUUGGCGAAAACGCGUCCAAAUACUGCAAGAAGCCGCUUGGACUGAAUUGCAACAAAGAGUGGGUUCAGACAGAUUACCAAGAUUGCUUUUGCGAUUAGCCCCUCUUCGAUCGAUAAAUCCUCGAGUAUUAGAAGAUCUCUUUUUUGCGGGACUCAUAGGCAGAGUAAGCGUAGCCAGUGUAGUGCCUUACAUACUUACCAUGCAAGACUGUUGCAAAAUGGAGCCUGAAAGUCAAAUGAGAGGUUGACUAAAACGUCAGAUCUAUAAUUCCAAUGAAUUGUAGAAUGGCAUGGCUCCUUGUAAUUAUAAGACGACAAUAACCGAGCGCAUUUAAGCGCGUUUUUUCAUUUAACAAAAUAUCGAACAUGAAAUGUUGUGUUUACUUGUUUUUUUAUUUCUAUAUAUAGAAAUGACAUUCGUGUGUUCACACGUAAGUGUGCACGAAUAGAAAACCGUAUUAAAUUUACUUAAAAUUAACGACAGUAUUUUCUAAAAUGAAAUUUUAUAACGUGCUAUUAUUAACGCAAUGAACAGUAUAAGAAGAAAACGAAUAAAUGAUAAGAAACAUAAUUUAAAAAAGAAAACACCGAUGUAUAGGAAUAUUUUCUUAUCUUUUUCAAAGUAACGAAGAAUUAUUAUAAGUUAGUUGAACCUCCAUAAGAAUGGAAAGGUUUUUGUUGGUAUUUAUUGAGAAUGAUAAUGAUAAUGAUAAUAAUGUUAUUGAUAAAUACUUUAAUAAUAGUAACCUUAACAAAACGUUUAUUGAGGACUGCCUACGUGAUGCGGUCUGGAACUAAAUUCAAAAUUAGGGACAGUUGCAAUGUACAUACAAUGAUAUGAGAUGUGCCUCAACAUUAGUAAAUAUACUUAUAUAUUUAUACAAUGAUUGUAAUUUUGUAAUUAUUAUACAUGACGAUAAUGAAAAUAAAGUUUAUGACUGUCAACUCCACGUA